Phascolarctos cinereus (koala) is the source of this 1632-nucleotide messenger RNA. It is a transcript of the gene RXYLT1, whose product is annotated as ribitol xylosyltransferase 1. Gene Ontology annotation, molecular function: ribitol beta-1,4-xylosyltransferase activity. Gene Ontology annotation, cellular component: Golgi apparatus. NCBI's taxonomy places the organism in Eukaryota, Metazoa, Chordata, Mammalia, Diprotodontia, Phascolarctidae. The record is from RefSeq and is a predicted model, not a curated record. Gene Ontology annotation, biological process: protein O-linked glycosylation via mannose.
GAGACGGCUGCACGCGGCGGGCGGGGUCUGCGCUCCUGCUCCAGGCGCCAUGGCGGCGGCGUUGGCGGCCUGAGGCGGAAUGCGGCUCACGCGGAAGCGCCUGGCUUCGGCGUUCGUGGCCGCCUACUGCCUCUUCUCGCUCUACGCCGCCUACAGCGUCUUCUUCGGCAGUCGCCGAGACCGCCGGGGCGCGGCAACCUCCACGCGAGGCCUGAGGGAUGGGACGGCCCCAGGAAAGAGUCGGCGCGGCAGCCGCGGAGAACCUUCUUCUUUGACAAAUGAGGAAUGGAAUCCCUGGGAAGCAGAUGAAAAAAUUGAGCAGCUUGCUUUGCAACAUAGAUAUGAAAGUAAUAUUCAGUUGUUUGAGAAAAAGAGAUCUCAGAAAGGAAAAAUAGACCUCAGGGUACAGAUCUGGGGCAAGGCUGCCAUUGGACUUUAUCUGUGGCAGCAUAUUUUUGAAGGCCUACUUGAACCUGCUGAUGUUACUGCUCAGUGGAGAGAAGGAAACUUAAAAGCAGGAAGAACAUAUUUCAGGUAUUGCAUUCACCUCCUUGUCUGCAUUGUCAUGCUCUUGAUGCAUAUUGAGUUUGCAGUCCAUGAAAACUGCUUCAUCACUGGUCCAGCCCUAACCCCAGGAUACUUUUCAGUUGAGGUGGAUUAUGUCGUGCUUGUUUUAAAUGGAAGAGAAGACACAAAGAUCUCUUUCGCCACACAGUGGUUACUCUAUACAAAAACUUUAAUAGACACUCGGAAACUCCAGCACGUUGCUGUUGUCUUACUUGGAAAUGAACAUUGCAACAACAAAUGGAUUAGUCCAUAUCUUAAAAAAAAUGGAGGCUUUGUGGAAAUACUUUUUGUAAUCUAUGAUAGCCCCUGGAUUAAUGGAGAAGAUAUUUUCCAGUGGCCCUUAGGGGUAGCCACAUACAGAAAUUUUCCUGUGGUGGAACCUAGUUGGUCAUUGUUGCAUGAUAAGAGAUCAUUCUUGUGUAAUUUCUUAGGAACUAUUUAUAAAAAUUCAUCAAGGGAGACUCUAAUGGACAUUUUGAAACAUGAUAAAAACAAUAAGUUGUGCUGGAUUACAGCCAGAGAAGAGUGGAAGCCUCAAGAAACAACUGAAAGUUUGAAGAACUAUCAAGAUGCUUUACUUCAGAGUGAUCUCACGUUGUGCCCUGUAGGAGUAAACACAGAAUGUUACUGAAUUUAUGAGGCUUGUUCCUAUGGCUCCAUUCCUGUUGUAGAAGAUGUAAUGACACCAGGCAAUUGUGGGAAUGCAUCCACAUCUCCUAGCACUCCACUGCAGCUUCUUAAGGCUAUGGGGGCCCCCUUUAUCUUCAUUAAAGACUGGAAAGAGCUUCCUGCUAUUUAAAAAGAGGAAAAUAUGAGCUUACAAGAAAAGAUUGAAAGAAGAAAAAUACUGCUUGCGUGGUAUCAAAACUUCAAAGCACAGCUCAAACUGAAAUUCAUUAAAACUUUAGAACACUCUUUUUUAAUGAAUGAUAACAAAGGUUAGUUGUUAAUUUGACCUCAAAGUUCAGAUAUGAAUGAAAAUGUACUUUUCAAAACUUUUAGUGUAUGUGUGUGUUUUUAAGGAAAAAUGUGUUUUGUAGUUUACAGUUAUUAGACUACUGAGCA